AUGGAUGAGGUUUUCUCAUUGCACAUGGAAAAGCUCGAUGUCUACGAUGUACUUCUCCUGGCCGGCAUUCUCUCGGUGAUAAUUUUAAUAUGUAUUUAAUUUAAAUGCUAUUUUAUUUCCAAGCACGACAAAAAUGUAGCCCAACAAAUGCAAUGUCGUUGUGAAAUUACAACGCGAAUGAUGUACCAAAGCGUAAUUUGUAAAACAUAUGUGGCGAACUAGUGUUGAAAAACGAGCAACACGGCUGCUAGAGAUGCGGUAUUAAUAUACAAUUAAUCUACCAAGUUGAAUGUACUAACAAAAACAAAAAAUAAUUUUAGCAUCAUUUAUGUACAAUAGUUAAAGAAAGAAAUUAAUCGUUAGUAACCUCCAACAACAAUUAUGGUUUUGCUCAGAACUUGGUAUUAUUUUUGCCGUUAUGUUAGACAACUCUAUAAGUUAAUACAAUUUGUUUGUAAAGACUGAUUUCUUGUAUGUAGUUGAUUAAGAAGAUCCGCAAAUUUAACGAAAUAAAUUUUACAAUACAGAAGCUAAACAAAAACCGAUGUGAAUAAUGUGAAAUGUAAAACGUAUUAUUUAAUAAAUAAUGUUUUGAAUAUUA
Molecule: messenger RNA, 601 nt
Organism: Drosophila sulfurigaster albostrigata
Lineage: Eukaryota; Metazoa; Arthropoda; Insecta; Diptera; Drosophilidae
Exons: 2
Coding region: 1-99 (32 amino acids)
Source: RefSeq, a predicted model, not a curated record